AUGGUAAAAAGUUGGGAGAAAAGAGAAGAAAACAUUACCUUAGCCAUCGACAGAGACAAAGAGAGCCAGAACGCGCUUAAAUGGGCAGUCGAUAACCUUCUUACUCGAGGCCAAACUCUUACUCUUCUUCAUAUUAAAGUAAAACAACCACCUUCUCUUCCCUAUUCCGGAUCUAACCCGAAUAAGCCAGGCGAUGACUCGACAGAAUUGUUUCUUCCAUUCCGUUGCUACUGUGCUAGAAAAGACAUCAAUUGCCAAGAUGUGACUAUAGAGGACUUCAGUGCGGCUAAAGGAAUAAUUGACUAUGUGCAACAUAAUGCAGUCGAGAGUCUAGUACUUGGUGCAUCGAAGAUGACUCUUUUAAGGUUUAAAGCAACGGAUGUUUCAAACACCGUCAUGAAAAAAGCACCGAGUUUCUGUACUGUAUAUGCAAUCACUAGGGGGAAAAUAUCUUCCAUGAGAUCAGCUACAAGUUCACCACCUAAUUCCACUAUGCGGCACGCCCAGCCGAGCAAUUCUAAUGUUGAAUGGAGGCAACACACAAUGCAAAGAACACAAGAUGAGAUCGCAUUCAAGUCUCCUUUUUCAAGAAGAGGACAUGAAGGUACAUACACGCCCUCGGUGACAGACUCCGAUAUAUCAUUUGUGAGUAGCGGAAGACACAGCGUGGAUCGGAUGUUUCCUUCCUUUUAUGACAUGGAUGUUCCGCGGCUCUCUGUCAGCUCUGAGUAUGAAGCAAAUCGAUGCAGUUUUGCUACAUCAUCCUCACCAGAUAAGCAGUCCAUAGAUCUCGGCUCCUCCUAUACAGCAUUCUCUUCAAGUUCACUUGAAAGUGGAAGAACAUCAUGCUCACUACAGAGCCAAGAUGAGGUUGAAGCCGAGAUGAGAAAGCUGAAAAUGGAGCUAAAGCAUACAAUGGAAAUGUAUAACAGUGCCUGUAAGGAAGCAAUCGCUGCAAAGAAAAUGGCUGCUGAGUUACGCAAAUGGAAAGCAGAAACGGAACAUCAAUUAGAAGAGGUAAGACAUUCCAAAGAAGCAGCAAUGGCAACGGCGGAAAAUGAGAAAGAAAAGAGCAGAGUAGCCAUAGAAGCGGCAAUGGCAGCUCAGAGAAUAGCAGAACUUGAAUCUCAAAAGAGAAAACAUAUUGAAACCGCAGAGGAAAAGAAGAGGGCGGUGAAUUCUUUAGCGCAAACGUGUUCAAGGUACAGACACUACAAAAUUGAAGAGAUCGAAGAAGCCACAGAAGAUUUCGCGCCUAGUCGCAAGAUUGGAGAAGGAGGCUAUGGACCUGUUUACAAGGGAAUACUAGAUUAUACACCAGUGGCAAUAAAAGUUCUAAGACCAGACGCUGCACAAGGAAGGUCUCAAUUCCAGCGAGAGGUUGAAGUACUAACCUCUAUGAGACACCCAAACAUGGUUCUCUUGCUUGGAGCUUGUUCGGAAUACGGAUGUUUAGUCUAUGAACACAUGUCCAAUGGUAGCUUAGAAGACCUUCUCUUCAGACGAGGAAACUCUCCAAUCCUUUCUUGGCGGCUAAGAUUUCGCAUAGCAGCCGAAAUCGCAACCGGUCUUCAUUUCCUCCACCAGAUGAAACCAGAGCCUUUGGUUCACCGUGACCUUAAACCAGGAAACAUUUUACUUGACCAUCAUUUCAAGAGCAAGAUUUCCGAUGUCGGCUUGGCCAGACUCGUCCCUCCAUCGGUUGCUGACACUGUAACACAAUAUAGAAUGACGGCAACCGCUGGAACAUUCUGUUACAUUGAUCCAGAAUACCAGCAGACCGGUAUGCUGGGGACUAAAUCAGACAUUUACUCGUUCGGUAUUAUGUUAUUGCAAAUACUUACAGCUAAGCCACCAAUGGGUUUGACUCAUCAUGUCGAGAAAGCAAUCGAAAAGGGAACUUUCGCCGAGAUAUUAGACCCUGUUGUGCAUGACUGGCCAGUCGAAGAGGCCUUGGUUGCAGCCAAAAUUGGUCUACAAUGUUCAGAAUUAAGACGCAAAGACAGACCUGACUUGGGGAAUGUUGUUCUGCCUGAGCUUAACAGACUCAGGGAUCUAGCCGAAGAAAGCCUUAACUUUGGCGUUUCACCGAAUAGGAGCUCGAAUAAUAGCCACAUCCAAACCCCGGUGUCCACGACUUCGAUAAAUGAAGUUAUGAGUGAUCCACAGCUAAAAUAUGGAUCUAAUAGCUCAAGUAACCAAAACAGUUCUGCAUCUUGA
Messenger RNA from Arabis nemorensis, 2220 nucleotides. The record is from the annotation of a GenBank genome assembly. Lineage: Eukaryota; Viridiplantae; Streptophyta; Magnoliopsida; Brassicales; Brassicaceae.